Molecule: messenger RNA, 642 nt
Organism: Camelina sativa (false flax)
Lineage: Eukaryota; Viridiplantae; Streptophyta; Magnoliopsida; Brassicales; Brassicaceae
Source: RefSeq, a predicted model, not a curated record
AUGAGAGAAAUCCUUCAUAUUCAAGGAGGUCAGUGCGGAAACCAGAUCGGUGCUAAGAUCUGGGAAGUUAUUUGCGGCGAGCACGGUAUCGAUCACACCGGUCAGUACUGUGGCGGUUUAGAUCUACAGCUAGAGAGGAUUAAUGUCUAUUAUAACGAAGCAAGCGGAGGCAAGUACGUUCCUCGCGCUGUUCUUAUGGAUCUGGAGCCUGGUACUAUGGAUUCACUCAGAUCCGGUCCCUUUGUUCAGAUUUUUCGCCCUGAUAACUUCGUCUUUGGCCAGUCUGGUGCUGGAAAUAACUGGGCUAAAGGUCACUACACCGAAGGCGCUGAGUUGAUUGAUUCCGUUCUUGAUGUUUUAGGAAAGAGGCUGAGAACUGUGAAGCAUGGGUUGAUCAUUUUGCUUAUGAUGCUCUUGGUUGGUCUUCAAGUUUGUCAUUCGUUGGGAGGAGGAACUGGUUCUGGAAUGGGAACGCUUCUGAUUUCUAAGAUUAGAGAGGAGUAUCCUGAUCGUAUGAUGAUGACCUUUUCGGUUUUCCCUUCUCCUAAGGUUCGUCGGAAUCGUUUUACAACUUCUGGGCUCUUUAUUAAACUCAAUUUCACUGAUUCAUCGUUUCUCGUCAUGACGAUUCUUAUGUCUUGA